CACGCUGGUCACACUGGUCACAUGUGCCGGCAGCUGUAAAAUUUUGUAUCGAAACAUCCAGAAAUUUGACGAAUUUAACGUGUUACAACAGUUUAUAAUAGUAAAGAAUAUAGCUAGCACAAUGUCUGCCGAAGAGGGAAAGUUUGACUCCAUUUUACUGGCCGUGGCAGAGAAGCAUCGCGGCGGCGUGCCCGAAUUCCUGCACACAUUGGCCAGCUUCUUGCGUCGCAAGACCGAUUUCUACACAGGCGCCAAGCAGUCGGAAUGGGAGAAACUGCUUCUGGACAUUUUCCGCAAGGAGUCUACGCUGGCCAUGGAGGAGCACGCCGAAAAACUCAAGGCCCGCGAGGCGACCCAACGCAUAAAGGACGAAAAGGAGCGCGUGGAACGCGAGGCACGCCAAAAGGAAAUCGACGAUAACAAAAUUUGUGAUAUUUCCGAUGAGGAAGCAGCGGCCAUUAUCAAAGAGGAAGAGGACAAAAAACGUCAGCAGCUGCUGGACAAAGCCGGUGGCGACUCUGCCGGCGGUGCUGUCACUUCGAAUCUCGACGACAUAUCCAAGCCCAUAGAAAAAGUCGACGAUGACUCGGAGAAGGCGGAGGUGGGCAAGCUGCAGCCCAAUGCCGGCAACGGCUGCACCCUGGACAAGUACAUGUGGACACAGACCCUGCAGGAGGUUGAGCUCAAGAUCCCCUUCAAUGUGACAUUCGCUCUGCGUGCCCGCGAUCUGGUGGUCAGCAUUGGCAAGAAAACGCUCAAAGUGGGCCUCAAGGGCCAGGAGCCCAUCAUCGAUGGCGAGCUCAGUGGCGAGGUGAAGCAGGAGGAGUCCGUGUGGGUGCUGCAGGACAGCAAGACGGUGCUCAUUACCCUGGACAAAAUCAACAAGAUGAACUGGUGGAACCGUCUGGUCACCAGCGAUCCCGAAAUAUCCACGCGCAAGAUCAAUCCAGAGCCAUCGAAGCUUUCCGAUUUGGAUGGGGAGACGCGCAGCAUGGUCGAGAAGAUGAUGUUCGAUCAGCGUCAAAAGGAGAUGGGUCUGCCCACCAGCGAGGAUCGCAAAAAGCAGGAUAUCAUGGAAAAAUUCAAACAACAGCAUCCGGAGAUGGACUUUUCCAAAUGCAAAUUCAAUUAGUCUGUAAUAUUCUCAUGCCUCACAUUUGAAAUGUGUAAAUCUUUCGCUUUCUACUACAUUUCCUGCUGCUGCAAACAUCUUUCUCUUCUACUACAAAACAUCUUAUAUUGCUGCUCCUGCUUCUGCUCCUGUAACAUUCUUCAUCUUCAAACAACAACACACACAAAACAACCAACCAACAAAAGCAGAGAAUUAAUAAAUAUAUAUAAUGUGUAUAACAUACAACAUUUAUACCAAACUAAACAAAACAAAACCACAAAAACAGAAACCCUUCACAAUUUUAAAUAUUUCCAAUAUGUUAAUAACAAUUUGUUAGUGAAAGCGACAAACGGAAUUGAUCAAUCGCGAAGCCGAAAAAAAUGGGCAGCAGAAGGAGCCAUCUGCAGUCGCAAGAUUACGUAGUUCUUCUCUGGGUCAUUGAUCUGUUUCAAUUUGCUGAACUCGUUUCGAUCGGUGGCUCAUAAAUUGUUGGAUUGAUAUCUUAUUGGAACUUUGCAUAGAAUCUGUGAAGUGCUAAGCAAUUUCUUAAUGGUUUCCCACUAAUUUGUGGCACUAAUUUGUUGCCUGGCCUUUGAGGUUUUUCGAAUGUUUUAUUUUCGCCACGCGCCAGGUUUUUAUUGUUUUUUCUCUGUUUUUGAUAGAGAUGAAAGCGUGACACGUAAAUAAUUUGGGGAAAACUUUUGUACGGUUUUUUUGAAGCUCUUCAGUUUUGUGUU
This is a messenger RNA of Drosophila obscura, 1848 nucleotides long. It is a transcript of the gene nudC, whose product is annotated as nuclear migration protein nudC. The transcript has 6 exons. The record is from RefSeq and is a predicted model, not a curated record. Gene Ontology annotation, cellular component: cytoplasm. Bases 122 to 1132 code for a protein of 336 amino acids. Gene Ontology annotation, biological process: protein folding. Lineage: Eukaryota; Metazoa; Arthropoda; Insecta; Diptera; Drosophilidae.